CUUACUCUUCACACCUGUCGAUACUCAAUAUGAGUAAACACAACACCCAGACCAGCAGGAAAGUCAGCAAUGGAUCAUUCCGAUCGAUUUUCAUGCAUGCCGACGGUGCCGACAUGUUUUUGAUGACCUUUGGGUUUUUAGGUGCCGUCGGCGACGGAAUUUCGACGCCGACCAUGUUUUAUUUUACCAGCACCAUCAUGAACAGCAUUGGAGACUUCUCUUCUCUAUCCAACGAUGUUUUCAUCGACAAAAUCAACAAGAAUGCAGAAUAUCUUUGUUUCUUAGCUAUUGGGAAAUUUAUAGCAUGUUUUCUUGAGGGGUAUUGCUGGGCAAGAACAGCAGAGAGGCAAGCAUCAAGAUUGAGGUCGGAUUAUUUGAAAGCGGUUUUAAGGCAAGAAGUGGCGUAUUUCGACUUGAAUGUAACAAGCACAGCAGAGAUCAUUACAAGUGUUUCCAGUGAUAGUCUCGUGAUUCAAGAAGUCAUCAGCGAAAAGGUGCCUGUGUUCGUGAUGUAUGUAUCUCUUUUUUGUGGGGCAUAUGCUGCGGCGUUUAUAUUGCUAUGGAGGCUAGCAAUUGUUGCGCUUCCAUUUAUUAUAGUUUUAGUUAUACCUGGUUUGAUUUAUGGAAGAGUUCUGAUGAGGUUAUCAAGAAAGAUGAGGGAGGAGUACAAUAAGGCUGGUGCGGUGGCGGAACAGGCGAUUUCUUCCGUGAGGACUGUUUAUUCAUUUGUUGGUGAAAAUAAGAGCUUAACAGAGUACUCAGCUGCUCUUGAAGGAAGCUUUAAAUUGGGUUUAAAACAGGGUUUAGCCAAAGGAUUAGCGAUUGGCAGCAAUAGUGUGUCUUAUAUCGUCUGGUCUUUCUUGAUUUGGUAUGGUAGUAGGCUGGUGAUGUAUCAUGGAGCUAGAGGUGGAACUGUGUUUGCUGUUGGAGCUGUCAUCACCUUUGGUGGAGUAUCACUGGGAUCUGCAUUAUCGAACGUGAGGUACUUUUCCGAUGCAAUGGCUGCUAGUGAACGUAUAAGGGAAGUGAUCAAAAGAGUUCCGGAGAUCGAUUCAGAUAACAUGGAAGGGGAGAUAUUACAACAAGUAUCCGGAGAAGUGGAAUUCAAGAACGUGAAGUUUGCGUACCCAUCAAGGCCGGAAUCGGUGAUAUUCAAAGACUUUAACUUAAAAGUUCCGGCAGGGAAGACGGUGGCGUUGGUAGGUGGGAGUGGAUCUGGUAAAUCGACUGUGAUUGCAUUGUUGCAGAGGUUUUAUGAUCCUCAAGGAGGAGAGAUUUGUGUUGAUGGGUUGAGAAUUGAAAAGCUUCAAUUAAAAUGGCUAAGAUCACAAAUGGGUUUGGUGAGUCAGGAGCCCGCUCUAUUUGCGACAACGGUAAAAGAGAAUAUACUUUUUGGCAAGGAAGAUGCCUCCAUGGAUGAAAUCAUUGAAGCUUCCAAAGCUUCAAACGCUCAUAACUUCAUCUCCCAGUUGCCUCAGGCCUAUGACACACAGGUUGGAGAAAGAGGAAUUCAGAUGUCAGGCGGACAAAAGCAAAGAAUUGCUAUUGCCCGUGCAAUAAUCAAGUCGCCUCGUAUUCUUCUUUUGGACGAGGCGACAAGCGCACUAGACUCUGAAUCAGAACGAGUCGUUCAGGACGCACUUGAUCGUGCGUCUGUUGGUCGAACGACAAUCAUCAUAGCUCAUCGCCUUUCUACAAUUAGAAACGCCAACAUGAUAGUGGUGGUCCAGGAUGGCCAGGUGGUCGAGUCUGGCCACCAUGACCACCUCAUUCAACUUGAAAAUGGUCUCUACACAUCCCUCAUUCGCCUCCAAGAAACCAAACAAAAUGAUGAACCCAUUACUCAUUCCCCACUUGGACCUUCAUCGGUCUCCUCCACAUAUGAUGUCCACAACACGAGCAGUCGUCGAAGGUCAAUUAAUGUGAGUCGGUCAAAUUCGGUCAACCAUGGUGCAGAAGACAAAUUUGCUUCACAGACAAACCAAGUAUUUCCGGUACCUUCUUUCAAGAGACUUUUAGCAAUGAAUAUUCCUGAAUUUAGGCAAGCAUUGUAUGGGAGCUUGGGUGCUAUUUUAUUUGGUGCAGUUCAACCAGUUUAUUCUUUUGGAAUGGGGUCUAUGAUAUCAGUGUAUUUCUUGGUUGAUCAUGAUGAGAUCAAACACAAAACGACGAUGUAUUCACUAUGGUUUGCUGGUCUAGCAAUUUUCACGAUGGUAAUAAACAUCAUUCAGCAUUAUAAUUUUGCAGCCAUGGGUGAGCACUUGACCAAGAGGGUCCGCGAAAAGAUGUUGUCAAAGAUACUCUCUUUUGAAAUCGGGUGGUUCGAUCAGGAUGAAAAUUCAACCGGAGCCCUCUGUUCCAGGCUAGCUAAAGAUGCCAAUGUGGUGCGAUCUUUGGUGGGUGAUCGAUGUUCACUUCUAAUUCAAACAUUCUCUGCCGUGACGGUUGCUUUCAUAUUAGGGUUGGUGAUUGCAUGGAGAUUGGCAUUAGUUAUGAUUGCUGUUCAGCCACUUGUAAUUAUAGGCUUCUAUAGCAAACGUGUUUUGUUAAAAACUAUGUCACAAAAAGCCAUGAAAGCACAAGAAGAAAGUAGUAAGCUAGCAGUGGAAGCCGUCUCAAAUUUGCGCACAGUCACUGCCUUUUCUUCUCAACCACGAAUCCUGAAGAUGCUCCAAGAAACCCAAAAAGCACCAAUGCGUGAAAGCAUCCGACAAGCAUGGUAUGCUGGAUUCGGGCUCGCGCUUACUCAAAGUCUUAUGCCUUGUACUUGGGCUCUGGACUUUUGGUAUGCUGGGAAAUUGAUUAGCGCUGGUCAACUUGGAGCUAAAGCGCUUUUCCAGACGUAUUUGAUAUUAGUAAGCACAGGCAGGACAAUUGCGGAUGCAGGGACCAUGACAAAUGAUUUAGCCAAAGGGUCUGAUGCGGUGCAGUCUGUGUUUGCGGUUUUGGACCGUCACACCUUAAUAGAGCCCGAUGAUGCUGCUGGUAAAAAGUCGGAUAUCAUUACAGGCCACAUAGAGAUACGUGAUGUGGACUUCGCUUACCCUGCUCGGCCUAAUGUCAUGGUAUUUAAAGGAUUCUCGAUCGAUAUUGAAGCUGGGAAAUCAACUGCAUUGGUGGGACAAAGUGGGUCUGGGAAAUCGACCAUUAUCGGGCUUAUUGAGCGUUUUUACGACCCAAUGAAAGGAGUUGUGAAGAUCGAUGGAAGAGAUAUAAGGGCAUACCAUUUAAGAACUUUGAGGAAAUAUAUCGCACUUGUGAGCCAAGAGCCAGCGUUAUUCGCUGGUACUAUACGUGAAAACAUCAUAUACGGGGCAUCCGAGACGGUUAGUGAAUCGGAGGUCAUUGAGGCUGCUAAAGCAGCCAAUGCUCAUGAUUUCAUAGCAGUUUUGAAAGACGGAUAUGACACACAGUGUGGUGACCGAGGGAUACAACUCUCUGGAGGACAAAAACAACGUGUUGCUAUAGCCCGUGCCAUAUUAAAAAAUCCAUCAGUGUUGUUACUAGAUGAAGCCACGAGUGCAUUAGAUAGUCAAUCAGAGAAAGUAGUACAAGAUGCAUUAGAGCGAAUGAUGGUCGGGAGGACUAGUGUGGUGGUGGCCCACCGCUUGAGUACCAUACAAAGUUGCAACACAAUUGCGGUUUUGGAGAAAGGGAAGGUGGUCGAGAAAGGUAACCAUAGUUCAUUGUUAGCGAAAGGGCCUAGUGGAGCUUACUACAUGUUGGUUAGUCUUCAAAAGCCUAAUUCUGGUUAAGAUAAAAAUUAGCUAAAACUUGGUGAAAAUUUGAAAGGGUUUUAUUUAAAAGAUUGAAAGUGUCGAAGUAAAACGAUUUUUACACAUUAUAUAUGGCAUUUGAGGAUGGUAUAUAGGUUUUGUUCAACGUAUCAUUUUCUAACAAAAAAAUGAUUCUUAGAUAUUUGAUAUGUGUGAUAUAUUUGUAACAGUAAAUACAUUAAAUAAUCUAAGUUGUCC
Molecule: messenger RNA, 3974 nt
Organism: Lactuca sativa (garden lettuce)
Lineage: Eukaryota; Viridiplantae; Streptophyta; Magnoliopsida; Asterales; Asteraceae
Product: ABC transporter B family member 15
Biological process (GO): transmembrane transport
Cellular component (GO): membrane
Molecular function (GO): ABC-type transporter activity; ATP binding; ATP hydrolysis activity
Source: RefSeq, a predicted model, not a curated record